AUGCUUCCACAGCUGAGCCCAAUUCCAACUCUUCCCAAACCGUUUGGGCCACACAAAGUCGGCACCACGGAAUGGGAGAUUCCUGUGUCUGAGAUCCCCUCGCCGUCGCCAACACCGGAGCCUCGAAUCACCACCGUCAAGUUUCGCCUGUUUUACCCUACGACGCCAAAGGCAAAGUCGAAGGUCUCGGUGCCCUGGCUUCCAACACCGCAGCGAGAAUGGAACCAGGCAUAUGCCUCUUUCCUGGGGGCGAGUCCUCGCGUCUCCUCGCUGAUUUCACUCAUCCCAUUCCUGAUCAACAUGACCAACAUACCGGCUGUGGCAGACGCGCCGCUAUUGUCGAAGAACGCACCCUCAAAGUACCCGGUGGUGGUCUUCUCGCAUGGGUUGGGAGGGAAUUUCAACGCCUACAGCGCCGUGUGCGCAGCCCUGGCCAGUUUUGGGAUCGUCUGCGCAGCCCCUGAGCAUCGUGACGGCAGUGCUCCUAUUUCUCUAAUCCGCUCAGCCGAUGGCCGUAGAGCCACCACAGUCCCCUAUCAAAAGCACCCUCACGCUCCGACCACCAAGGUCCUCAAUGCUCGCAACGCUCAGUUGAGGAUACGACUGUGGGAGCUGGAACAGCUAUUCACCGUUUUGACAAGUUUCAAUCAUGGCAAGACCUUCUCCAACUAUGCAGCGGUGCAGAGCAAGUCGAAGCCAGGCCCGUCGUUGAAGGACGCACUCGAUCUGCGGCCGGGCCACGUAACGUGGGCAGGUCAUUCCUUCGGUGCUUGUACUAUUGUCCAGUUUGUUAAAUCAGUCUAUUAUCACGAAUUCCUACCCUCACUCAAAGGUACCGAGUUUGAGAAUGAUCUGGACUGGCGUCCUCUCUAUAAGCCCGCCGACAAUAGUGAUCUGGUCAAGCAAAUCACACCAGACUCCCCCAUAAUUUUGCUCGACUUAUGGGCUAUGCCAUUACGUGCCGGCCUGACGAAAUGGCUCUGGGAGAAGCCUCUGCCCUGUUACCAUCGCAGAUCGACCGAUGGCCAGAAUCACCCUCCCACGAACGUCGUUGCGAUCAUCUCUUCCGAAUUCUACAAAUGGCCCGAGUUGCUGAAUCGGAUGAAGGCCGCACUGUCCGCCAGACCCGCCGAGGCCAUGUACACGCUGGAGAAGCGCGAAGCUGCUCGGUCUGUCAAGCCCCAGCAGAAGUCGGAACCGCAGCUGGUGGCGACGCCUGGUGACAAGCUCCCUCCUGGUGUACAAGAGCCGGAGGUAACGUCACGCCGAGGGUUCGAGGCCAAUCGGGCUGAAGAUCUAGAAUCGGAUGAUGGGGACGAGCUCUUCGUAACGCCUUUUGCGACGCCGGGAGAAGAGUUUCCGCUCGACAAGAUCAUGAAAGACAGGCGUAGCGGGUUUGAAGCAUGGAGAAAAGUGCGAGACAUGGACACUGAGGCGGAGAGAGAAACCGACGAGCAAUUAAUGAGAGGCGCGAUCAGGCAGCCACUGCCAGAUUCAGAACCGGAAGAUGGAGACGAAGACGAAGACGAACUGGGAAGCAUCGAGCUGGAUCCCCAAUCAGACGAAGAGAGGCUCUCAGAAAUCCCCCCCACGUCUAGAUCAUCUACCUCCAGCAACGUUACUUCUUCCUCGGCUUCGCCAUCAGAUUCCACAUCCUCACUGUCAACACCCGCCUCAUCUAUCCAACUCAGCCGCACUUCCUCCCCGUCACCUAUCUGCGACAGCGUUUCCAACGCAAGCUCGACCUCUGACGCUGACGUCAAGGCUACCACCACGACUCCUUGCGUAAAUGAACCCGACUCCGGUAAUUUCGACCUCUCCUUCUCGCCCUUCUCUUUGCUCCCGCUGGAUCUCCCCAAACUUUCCGUCGCUCCAAACGCCAACACGCCAUCUCCCUCAGACCCGCACCUCUACCUGAUCCCUAACAGCGCCCACCUGUCACAGUCCGAUUUCGGCGUGCUCUUCCCAAAUGUCACGAGGUAUCUCAUGAACGCCGAGUCCCCGGUGGAGACCAUCAGACUGAACGUCCGAGCGAUGUUGGCCGUUAUGAGGAACGCUGGGCUAGACGUCGAGAGCUACCGCGCUGAUUGUGUCCGCGAGAAGAAAAAGACUCAGAUGCCUCCUCAGCGAGACGAAGAUGAUAAUGAUGAUGACGACGACGGCGACAAAGGAGUUGACCCAAUUCUCACGGAACGGUGCAAGGAGGAGCGCUUUCUAAGGGUCGAUAUUUACUGA
Fonsecaea erecta is the source of this 2235-nucleotide messenger RNA. RefSeq lists its product as hypothetical. The transcript has a single exon. The coding region runs from base 1 to 2235 and encodes 744 amino acids. NCBI's taxonomy places the organism in Eukaryota, Fungi, Ascomycota, Eurotiomycetes, Chaetothyriales, Herpotrichiellaceae. The record is from RefSeq and is a predicted model, not a curated record. Gene Ontology annotation, molecular function: 1-alkyl-2-acetylglycerophosphocholine esterase activity.